This is a messenger RNA of Artibeus jamaicensis (Jamaican fruit-eating bat), 3048 nucleotides long. RefSeq names its product aprataxin and PNKP like factor (gene APLF). Gene Ontology annotation, cellular component: nucleus; site of double-strand break. Lineage: Eukaryota; Metazoa; Chordata; Mammalia; Chiroptera; Phyllostomidae. Gene Ontology annotation, molecular function: DNA-(apurinic or apyrimidinic site) endonuclease activity; protein binding; 3'-5' exonuclease activity. The transcript is spliced from 10 exons. Bases 136 to 1569 code for a protein of 477 amino acids. Gene Ontology annotation, biological process: double-strand break repair. The record is from RefSeq and is a predicted model, not a curated record.
CGAGCCCACGGAGUCCUGGCUCCCCUCCCUCCCGAGUAUUUUCCGAGGGAGUGUGUAGGCCUGGGGCUUGUCCCGGAAGGAAGAAACAGCUGUGGGGACCGGCUGCUUCUGCGAAGGGGCCUGAUCCUCGCCUCCAUGUCCGGGGUCUUUGAGCUGCAGCCGCUGGACGGCGGCGCCCGGGUCGCCCUGGGGCCCGGAGAGACGGUGAUCGGCCGCGGCCCGCUGCUGGGAAUAACAGACAAGAGAGUGUCCAGAAGACAUGCCGUUCUUGAGGUGGUGGGUGGUCAGCUUCGAAUCAAACCGAUACACACCAGUCCAUGUUUUUAUCAGUCUUCUGAGAAGAGCCAGUUCUUACCAUUAAAGACAAAUCUUUGGCACUGGUUGAAUCCUGGAGAUAGUUUUUCUUUAUUAGUUGACAAAUAUGCUUUCCGUGUUAUCUCUACAUAUUCCGAAACAGAAUUGGACUCUACUUUAAGAAACAGCCAAGUGCUCGAUGCAGAUGACAUGCUGAAUGAAACACCAGAAUCGUCCUCGAUGAAUUUGCCUGAUGAGAAAAGUGGUGCCCCACAGCUGGAAAGAAGCGCAGAGUCUUUCCUAGGUGAAUGUUCAGACUUCAGGAAGCAGCAGUUAAACCCUGCCCAGAGGAAAAGAAUCCUUCCAGCGUGGAUGUUAACAGAAAAUCUAGAUAAUGUAGUCCGGGAAAGUGGGAGAGGAGUCUGCAAAGAUAAAACCCAAGUAAACAUAACACAACAAGGAAGAAAGCGAUUAAUUUCACCGGGAAGCUCAGAAAGUACGUCUGCAGAGCAAGAUGCAGGAAAAAAGUGCAAAAAUGCUGAUCAGGAAGAGUCUAUCGUUUCAUCCAAGCAAAUACCACAAUCACUUUCUACGAUCACAUUAAGUAACACAGAUAUGAAUAACAUGAAGACUUCUGCACAGAGAAACAAAAUCCCAACAGAGGAACUUGGUAAAGUUCCUGAACAUAAAAUCAUCACGAAAGGAACACUCAGUAAAGAAGCUGUGAGUCGUCCGGAGAGCUCUUCGGGUGCCCAAGGCCCGUCCUGCCGUGGCGAGUCUCGAGGUUCUCAUCCUGAGUGCAGCUCUGGCCCUGCCGACCCUGAGACUUUGCGUACAAAGGCGGCUGAUUCAGUUCCACAGGGUUCUGAAGAAAACAAGGUCAAGAGGACAUCCUGCAUGUAUGGGGCAAACUGCUACAGGAAGAAUCCUGUCCAUUUUCAACAUUUCAGUCACCCCGGUGAUAGUGAUUAUGGACAUGUGCAAGCCACGCAUCAGGAUGAGGCUGAUGACCGGCCUGAAUGUCCUUAUGGAGAAUCUUGUUACAGGAAGAAUCCUCAGCACAAGGUAGAAUACAAACACAGUACACUUCCAGGCAGAAGCAUUGCAGAGGAAGAUGAUGAGCACAGCCUGAACGACAGCUUCAUAGAUGAUGAGGAAGAAGAAUAUGAGCCAACAGAUGAAGACUCUGACUGGGAGCCUGGAAAGGAUGAAGAAAAGGAAGAUGUGGAAGAGCUUUUGAAAGAAGCAAAAACAUUUAUGAAAAGAAAAAAGUAACUGUUUUCUGCAAUAAUACAUGGCUCAUGUUUACUCUUUCUUUACGGAAAAACAUUUAAGAACUAAGGAGGCACUUCAGCAAUAAUUGUUUUCCUUUCGAUAGUUAAGACCUUUCUAUUGGCCCAUUGCAAAUGAAACACUGAAAUGUCAGCCCUCGGUGUAGUGCGUGGAAUGUGUGUUGCCACCUGGCUUUUUCUAUCCUAUUUAAAGCAUCUAGAAAUGGAAAGUAGUCAGAGUUAAAGAGAAGUCAUUGGUAUUUUUCACGUACUUUGUCUGUUGGUUAUAAAAAGCCAUAGGUCGCACAAAACUUUGGUCUUUUCUUUUUCUGCUUUCCAAAAAUUCUGUCUUUAUUGAAAACUAUGCAAGUAUAAGCAGGCAGAUUACCUCAUGGGUGGAAAAGCAGGCCUCUUUUCAGUGCUAUUGCAGUAAUUCUUCAAGCAGAACCAGGCCUUAAAAGAUGACAGCCAUCAUAUAAUAGCUCUUAUUUUUCUAGUAUCCUAGAUACAAGCUUUGCAUUUCAUUUAAUACUUUUACUCUUUGAAACCUGGGGAAAUCGGUACCAAAUGGGUACCAAAAAUAGAUUCAAUAAGACUAUAGAAGAGAAAUGUUUCCCACAGAGGGAAUGAUAUUCUGUGCCCCACAAAACAAAUCUGACCAGUGUGGAAUUUUAAACUAUUUUGAACAGAUUAAAAGCAUCCUUCUAAACAGAAGAAAAAGGUUGAAAUUGUAAACUGUAUAGACAUAAGGAACAGUGAGAGUAUUAUGUUACAAACCAAGUAAGACGUACUUGAAGGAGGAUAAUACUAUAUAGUCUUAAAUGUAUUGUAUAGAUUAGGAAAAAGACUACAGAUAAAUGAACUAAGUAUUUAACUCAAGAAGCUAGACAAAAACAUCAAAACGCACCCAAGAGAAACAGGAAAGAACAAAAUUUUGAAAUAAAAUAUUUUUAAAAGCAGUAGACCUGAUCAAGACAAAAAUAGAUUAUUUUACAUCAUUGACAGAAUAAAUACUUUUUAAAAAGACAUAUUAGAAAUGAAAAAGAUUAGAACUAUAAAUCCAGUGUAAGGGGAUAUGUACAACUUCAUGUCAAUGAUUUUGUAAAUCUAGAUAAAUGUAUGACUUCCCAUAAAAAUAUAAUUUACCAAAAUGUACUUUAAAAUAUGUUUUUAAAGUCUGCAUAGAUCAAUAACUAUAGAGGAAAUGGAAUGUAUUCAAAAUCUGCUCUCACUAGGUACUAGACGCUGAGUAUUACACGUGAUACAUUAAAAAUUUAAAAGUUGUGAGAGACUUGCAUAAAUGGAGAUGCGCAGUGUAUUUCUAGGUAGAACAAUGCAGUGCUGAAGUACAUGUUAACUGGCUUGACUGCAGUGAUCACUUCACAAUGUGUACAUAUCAAAUUUUCACAUUAUGUACCCUAAAUAUGUAUAAUUUUAUUUAUAAAUUACGAUAUAGUAAAAAAAGAAAGAUAAAUUCUCCUUA